Molecule: messenger RNA, 385 nt
Organism: Apis florea (little honeybee)
Lineage: Eukaryota; Metazoa; Arthropoda; Insecta; Hymenoptera; Apidae
Cellular component (GO): cytoplasm
Molecular function (GO): protein binding; adenylate cyclase activity
Source: RefSeq, a predicted model, not a curated record
AGUAAAAGAAGUGAAUUCAUUCGGUAUAACAUUCGACUCAUUGGACGAAAUAAUGAAAUCUUUCAGCUACAUGGACAAUCGUAGCUGCACGUGCAUGGAAGUAUUAAAUUAUGUUUUCUGGCAGAUUAGUCAACACAUAUUUCCAAUCAAGGAUAUUCAACAAGAAAUGUUUAUAAAGUUCACAAUGCAGUAUAGUGCAGGCCUGAUUGAAACUGGACAAUGCUUGUACGCGAUUAAAUUUCUCAUGAAUAUAAACGACUAUUUCAAUGAAAAGGAAAAGGAAAAGGAAAAGAAAAAGGAAAACGAUCAAUAUAUAUCUUUUAAAGAGCAAUGGUUAAUUUUAAUAGGUAAAUUCUCCCCGCAUAUAUAAUAAACAAAUUGACGA